Molecule: messenger RNA, 575 nt
Organism: Paramecium sonneborni
Lineage: Eukaryota; Ciliophora; Oligohymenophorea; Peniculida; Parameciidae
Source: the annotation of a GenBank genome assembly
AUGCAAAUAAAGAAAAGAAUAAAAAAAUAAAUUAGUAUUUAAUUUUAUUAAGAAGGCGUCUUACGAGUAAUAAAAUCCUUUUUGCAUCAUAAUUGUUUUAUAUGAAUUGACUUAUUUAUGAGCACCAAAUGUUGAGUGUAUAUAAAUAAUCAUAUUCACUAGCAAAUAAGCGUUAUUAGUGGAUUAAAUGGUGGAUAACAUUGCUUAACAAAAUGAAAUUGCAAAAAAAAAAUGAAUAAUAUGAAACAAAUUACAAGGAAAUUUAAGAUGUUGCUUUAGAAUAACUUAUAUAAAUUUAAGUUGAAUUAAUUUAACCUAAAAAGAUACCAGAAACUAAAGAAAGAAGACUUUAAAUGAUUAUUUUAAAUUAAAAAUUAUACCUUAUCAAUUAAAGAUUUGAAAAAGACAAUAAUGGCUCAAUAUUUAAAAAAAAAAAAAGAAGAGAAAAAAAUUUGGAAAAGGAUAAAAAUAUGUUAAAGGAGAAUUGUUAGGAAACAGAUAAAAAGCAUAUAAAAAAGCAGUAUCUUUUGAAUUAACCAGAUUAACUGAUAUAAUCUCUAUAUGGAAUAAAAUGA